Molecule: messenger RNA, 2618 nt
Organism: Scomber scombrus (Atlantic mackerel)
Lineage: Eukaryota; Metazoa; Chordata; Actinopteri; Scombriformes; Scombridae
Gene: xkr8.3
Product: XK related 8, tandem duplicate 3
Exons: 3
Coding region: 1-1287 (428 amino acids)
Biological process (GO): phosphatidylserine exposure on apoptotic cell surface; engulfment of apoptotic cell; apoptotic process involved in development
Cellular component (GO): plasma membrane
Source: RefSeq, a predicted model, not a curated record
AUGGAGGGCGCACCUUUCUCAAAAUACUCCUGCAUCGACUUCAUCUUCUCCGUUGUCGGGGUCUGCACCUUCCUGGUCGACUGGGGCUCGGACGUGUGGGUGGCCGCUGAGUUUUACCGCCGAGGUGACUUCUUCUGGUUCGCGGUGCUCGUCGGCCUCAUGGUCCUGUCGUCUGUCGUGGUCCAGAUGUUCAGCUGGUUCUGGUUGAAGUACGACCAGGAGCUGCCCGGUUUCAGCAGCGGAGGGGGCAGCGGCGUGCACGCCGGGGCAGACACCGUGCUCUGCGGGGACCGAGUCAAGCUGUCCUGCAUGUUGCAUGUGCUGCAGCUGGGCUUCCUCUGCAGGCACAUCUCCGCCAUUCGACAAGGCUUCAGGGUUUGGUGGCGGAAACAGGAAGGGUCAGAGUACGCCGUUUACCUGACACAUGACCUCAGCAUGCUGCGGCUCAUCGAGACCUUCUGUGAGAGCGCUCCUCAGCUCACCCUCAUGAUCUACGUCAUGUUGCGCACCAACAACGCCAGGACCGUACAGUUUGUGAGCAUCGCUGCAUCAACCACUUCUAUUGUGUGGAUGGUGGUGGACUACCACCGCUCCCUGCGCUCCUUCCUCCCAGAUAAGGCCAAGCAGGGCUGGGGUUCCUCCUUGGUCUACUUCCUGUGGAACUUGCUGCUUAUCGCCCCGCGUGUGGCUGCCAUCGCCCUCUUCUCCUCUGUCCUGCCCGGGUACAUCGCUGCCCACUUCCUAAUGAUGUGGGUUGUCUUUGUUUUAUGGGCCUGGCGACAGAGGACUGACUUCAUGGACAGUGCUGGUGGGGAGUGGCUCUACCGGGCCACCGUAGGGCUGAUUUGGUACUUCAGCUGGUUUAAUGUAGCGGAGGGUCGGACCCGUGGCAGGAGCAUCAUCUACCAUUCCUUCAUGGCCAUAGACGGAGGAAUCCUGCUGACCACUUGGUGGUGUUACAGGGACCCUGUUCUGAGUCAGUCGUACGCCCUCCCUCUGCUCAUCACACUGCCUCUUAGCUACCUCCUGGGCCUGCUCUUCAAGGCCCUCUACUACUGCUGCUUCCACCCCAAACUCUGGAGACCCCUGGCGAGGGAUCCAGGACUGCCUCAUGAUUUGCCGGAUGCAGAAGUGUCUUUCAGAGUCUUUUCCAUCCAGGACAACACAAUGUCCUCCCAGCACCUCAACAGAAGGAUGGCCUGCCAUGCUUCUAAUUUUUUUAACUCAGAUCAAGGAGUCGAUAGAAACACUGAUAGCACAAAGAAUGCCGAGUCAUCACGUGUGUGAUGUCUGACUUUGUGUGUGUUACUGCCAAUAAUGUACUUCUUAUAACUGUAAUUGAAUGCAACAGUCUAUCUCUACACCGUCUCCUUCCUCUUUGAUCUCCAGAUGAUUUCAUCAGAUGCUCACUAUAGUUUGAGUCAGAAUACUGGCUCUAAAAAAGUACUUGAAAGUAGGAGUGGGAAAUAUGAAUGAAAUCCUAUUUGAAUUCUUUGUAUUUUAUAUAUUGCCAUAUCAGCAUACUUAUACUGGGAUACGUCACAUUACUGGACAAUCAAUUGAAAGACUGUUAAAGUAAAUUAAAAUAAGAUAACCAGACAGGAAUGUCUGUUUAUGACUAAAAAAGCUAAUUGAAUACCUGAUUAAUCCAGGUAUGUAAUCACAUUGAUGCCAAAUUUCUAUCAAAUUUCAAUAUUUCCAUAAAGCCUGUCCUGCAUUGAUUUGCAUCAUUGCCACAUACAUAUUAAAGGGUGUUUAUAGUCUCAUAUCUCUCACCUCUACAGUAUGAUGAUUUAAUGUACUCAUUUAUAAAGUUAUAACGUUAAUAUUAAUGUGUAUUUGAUACAUUUUCUACAAAGCAAAUUUCAUAUCUUUUCAUAUGAAGUGAAUUUUUACAUGUGAAAUAACUAAACUUUUCAUAUAUUCAGUGUGACCAAGGGUAUGUUGUUGCUUUUUGUUUGUAUAUGUAAAUACGUUUUUGAAACAAUAAAAUCUAAAACUAAACACAUUUAAUAAUAAAUAGAAUAAAUACUCAAAUGGUAAUAAAAUAUGAUUUGCUACAUUAUCUGUUCAAGUUUGAAUUUUGGGUUUUGUAAGCCUGACAGUCCUGUUCAUUCUCUAUGUAGUUGAUUCAAAAUGUGUGAAACUUUUACAUGACGAGAAGCCGUAUCCAAAUGUGUUUUUUAGGGUCAUGUAACAGCUGCUACCACUGAAACCCUGCUGAGGGACUUUGAAUGUUGAUUUCUACCUUUUUUAAGCUUUUCUUUUCAUAUACUGUAUAUUUUCUAUGUCCAGCUAUUUGAGACCACAUGAAAUGGUUAUUUGUUUGAUGAGAUGAUAUUUAUGGUGUAAAACCAGUUCCAAGUCCAGUGGUAAACCUACAUACAUGUCUGGCACAAAUCCUGAUGUUAAUCCUGCUCACUCGUCCAGUGUUUGUUUAUAUGGUUAAAACGCCAAACGUCUCUGUUUACUUUAGUAUCAGUUUAGACUUUAGUCAGCAUUAUUCUAGAAAGAAACAGUUUUAUUUAAAUCUCUUGUGGUAUCGUAAAAAAAUAUUCAAGUUUCACAUUCACUACUGGUUGUUAAUCUUUUACCUCAUUUACAUUGUGCAAUUAUUA